Messenger RNA from Protopolystoma xenopodis, 2505 nucleotides. Lineage: Eukaryota; Metazoa; Platyhelminthes; Monogenea; Polystomatidea; Polystomatidae. The record is from the annotation of a GenBank genome assembly.
AUGAUCUCGGGUGCAGACAAGCUAGUCGACGAGCAGAAGUCGGGCUUGAAACACGAGACUCGAGGCCAGUCGAGCUUCGAUGAAGAGCAGGCCUGCUCAGAGGCCGGCGACUCGGACAGCAUGCCCUGCUAUUAUUCGCAGGAUCACGAGGUGACGCGAUGGUUGAUCAACCAGAUGCGCUGUCGAAACGGGCUGCACUAUCUCAUCAAUUUGGUGAACGCGAAACCGGAGAUUCUGUCGGCCUACUUCGAGAUCUACGACCAGCCGCAGCUCUACUCGGAGCCGAGGAUCGGCGUCGAUCCGCCCGCCUACCACAUGAAAGCCAUCCUCUACCUCACCCCGUUGGUGAUAGCCGUCUACUUUCGGCUCAAGUCGGUCAUCAAACUGCUCUUGGAUACUACCGGCACCCGGCUCUGCCAGAAGAGCCGGCAACACGUCGACGUCAACGCCGUCUGCUACGUGCGACGCGUCAAGCCAAAGUCCGGUGGUCCCUUCUAUCUGGACGACUAUUCGACGACGUUCGCUUCCGUCGUGGCGGUGCGACGCGAGUUCUUCGCCGGCCUCACACUCCUCAUGACGGCCAACUACAACCCUCAGACGCCGUUCAUCAUUUCCAGCUUCCUGGGCACUCCGCUGCAGACGAAUCAUCGAUUCACAGACAUCCUGGACUACUCCAUCCGACUGCUCAACACGCGACCUGGCCUCGACAUCCUCGGUGUGGUACAGGCCAUCAGUUACCGGUCGAUGAUGUCCAACUCGUCCGGCCUGGCCGCUGUUGCCAAGUCCGACGGGCCGGUCUGCUACGACCUCUGCGCCUACGAAGUGUACGGUGAAGAGACAGCCUCCAGUCGUCAGGUCUGGUGCUCCGUCUUUCGGCGCAUCUCCAAGCGGGGCAUCAUCCGAACGCACACGAAUUGUGGCAAUCGGCUGGUCGGUCUGCUCGAGAUGGUCGUGCUGGCCGGCUUCUUCCGACACGACAUGAUGCCGCGGGGUCCUCGGCCAUCCGGUCACUCUCAGGAGCCCGGCUCGGCCGGUACAGCACGGCUCGGCAACCAGAACUGUCGCGUCGCCCCGGUCGGUCAGAUGAUGCGCUUCAGCCUCGACGAUGUGGCUCGUCUGACGGGAGUCGAACGUGACACCGCUCUGCAUCAUCUGCGCUCCGACCGGGACGCUUCGAUUCUCUGUCUUCUUUUCUGGUUGGCUCGAGUGCGCAAUCGCAAUUUGGUGAAACAAGCACAUCGCCUCCUGCGACUCCUCUCGAUGGUACUUCACGACACCGAUCUUCUCGGCGACUUCCUUACCUCACCGGCCGUCGUCGACACACGUACCACCCUUUGGCCCGUCUGGCUCACCACCAUUGACCCAAUCUACUUGACCUCGUUGACCAACUCAAACGGGGCCAAUUUGCCAAACGGCCGAAACAGCCUCUCGUUGCCCGACGAGCCCAGCGGCCUCAUCGGUUCACCAAUUGCCAAUUCGCCCAGUUGCUAUGCCCCAUUCGCCGAUGACCUCGGUACCACCGGAGCCAGUGGAGAGGCGGCCGAAUUCCUCCUUGAGCUGCCGCAACUCAACGAGAUUCGCUUCGAGCUGAGCAUGUUUGCCAAUACUCUGGGCCUAAUCGACGGCAUAAAAGAGACCUCGGCUGCUCUCAUGACUGGACUGCACCUGAAUCGACGCGAACUGGCCGAUCGCGAGCGUAGAGAAGAGGGUCCAUACGUUAUGGACUCACCCAACUCCAUCGCCCUCUUCAAAAUGACCGACUCACAAGAGGCUCGCUAUGUUCCAGGCAGUGAAACCGAAGCUCAGCCUUCAGACAUGCGACAAAUCAGCGAAACAAACGCUCUUCUACAGGCCAGACUCAGCAGAACCCCCGAAAAUAAGCUCAAAAUGUCGCCCAGCGAGACACGCUUCAUGCCGUUCGGCGAGACUGCCCAUACCGACGUCUCUGAGUCUGCGGCAGAGCGAUCACAGCGCGCCUUUUCGGCGUCUCGUGCCACACCCAGCCAUACCGUCAGGCAAGAGCACACAUUCACCUGCAAACCGGCUUCCGAGGAGAAUACGCACAGCGUCAACUCGCUCUCCAAACUUGCCAACAAACACCAGACUCAAGGCCUCCUGACUACGACAAACCUGCGCGCCCCCCUCGACCAUCUACUCGUGCCUCCAGACAGUCAACUUUGCAUACAGAAACAGAACAUUCAGCAUCUGGAGCCCUAUCAACCGGCAGUUGGUGACAUGAACUCGCAUACGGCACCUUCGACUCCGCCGCCGCAACCAGAACCCCUACUUCCGGCUACACACCAGAAACAUCAUCAUUUUUCACAUUCACACCAAACAGGCCACACGUCCAAUCUUCAAAAUAUGUAUCGCCAACAGCAACACCAGCAACUACAGCAACAACAGCAACAUUAUCAUCAGCAACAGCAGCAAAACUAUUAUCACUCUCAGCAGCAUCAGCAGCACGAACAACAGCAUCAGCAACAACAACAACAACAACAACAACAA